AUGCUGUCAUCUCUGUUGGAUCGACUCUACGCUUUAACUCAGAACAAGCACAAAAGUGUAUGGACGUUAGGGUUUCUAAUAGGCCUAGCCACAGGUCUAGGUGCAUUAGCCUUUUCCAAAAUGCACAAGGCAUUUGUGUACGCAUACGUUCGACGGAAAGUACUCCGGGUCUCGCCCAAACAUGCUGCAAAAGCUUGCCCAUAUCAGGAUGAGUUUCAGCCCAUUGAGUUAGUGCGAGGAGGCUCGAUUGUGUCAGGUGUUGAAGGACUGAUAGGCAACACACCUCUAGUGCGAAUUCAGAGUCUCUCUGACUUGACAGGCUGCGACAUUUUGGGAAAGGCCGAGUUCCUCAAUCCAGGUGGCAGUCCAAAGGACCGUGUUGCAUUACAGAUCAUCAAGGAAGCCGAAGACAGUAAUGAACUCGUCCCCAACGUUGGCUCAUGGAUCUUUGAAGGAACUGUGGGUUCUACCGGGAUCUCAUUGGCCACAUUGGCGUGCGCGAAGGGCUACAAUUGUUGCAUUAUCGUACCAGAUGAUGUUGCAGAGGAAAAGGCUACUCUUCUUCGUCGGCUUGGGGCCAAGGUGGAAUGUUUUGUGAAUGAGGCUCGUUUCCGCGCACAGCAAUGGAUGCCCAGUGAUAACGAACCUUAUGCUCGUGCUUACUUUGCUGAUCAGUUCGAGACCAAUGCUAACUUUUACGCACAUUACGAUCACACAGGGCCAGAGAUUUGGUCCCAAACCCAUGGGCGAAUUGAUGCCUUUGUCGCUGGUACAGGGACUGGUGGCACAUUGUCUGGUGUAUCGGCGUAUUUGAAAGAGAUGUGCGCCGCGCAUGAUGAUCAAAGCAUGUUAGCCUCAUCGAUCUUGACGGUUGCAGCAGAUCCACCAGGCUCAGGUGUGUACAAUCGAAUCAAAUACGGCGUCAUGUACAGUGAGACGGAAGCAGAGGGCACGCGCCGACGGCACCAAGUCGACUCGGUUGUCGAAGGAAUCGGCUUGAAUCGUUUGACACGCAAUUUAGAGAUGGGACUCCCUUUCAUUGACACGGCGGAGCGCGUGUCUGAUGAUGAAGCCGUUCGCAUGUCCCGUUGGCUUGCUAAGCAUGAUGGUCUGUUCCUGGGCUCGUCGUCAGCAGUGCAUUGUGUGGCUGCUGUACGAACGGCGUUGCGACUGAAACAGACCAUGGCCCAAUCACACCCAGGUGUCAGACCAGUCAUUGUCACCAUCCUGUACGUAUGCAGUUGGUCCACGCGAGAACCUUUCUAA
Malassezia globosa CBS 7966 is the source of this 1266-nucleotide messenger RNA. RefSeq lists its product as uncharacterized. Gene Ontology annotation, cellular component: cytoplasm. The transcript is spliced from 2 exons. Lineage: Eukaryota; Fungi; Basidiomycota; Malasseziomycetes; Malasseziales; Malasseziaceae. The record is from RefSeq and is a predicted model, not a curated record. The coding region runs from base 1 to 1266 and encodes 421 amino acids.